Olea europaea var. sylvestris is the source of this 1916-nucleotide messenger RNA. Its product is annotated as probable serine/threonine-protein kinase PIX13. Gene Ontology annotation, biological process: protein phosphorylation. Bases 744 to 1829 code for a protein of 361 amino acids. Gene Ontology annotation, molecular function: ATP binding; protein kinase activity. NCBI's taxonomy places the organism in Eukaryota, Viridiplantae, Streptophyta, Magnoliopsida, Lamiales, Oleaceae. The record is from RefSeq and is a predicted model, not a curated record. The transcript has 6 exons.
UCUAGUUAAGCAAUUACUCUGAAAUAAAAAGGAAAGAGUUCAAAGACAGAAGGAAUUAUGGCGCCAACGCACAGAAGAAAAUACUAUGAAACACUAACCUCAAAAUCAUAGAAGCAACAUAGGAAUUUCCAAGUAAUAACAUAUGUUAUGUUAGAACUUUCCAAUUUGUCCAAUCAUAUCAUUUUUAAUCCUAUAUUAUAUGUUAAAAGCUCUUUUCCCUUUUAUUCAAUCUCUCUCCACCUUACUUUGUUGAAAAAAAGAGGUUCUUUAACGAAAUUAUACUAGCUACAUCUUUUAUGAUUAGUGAUAUUGAAGAUUAAGCAAAGCACAAUUUUGAGAGUAAAUUCUAAUGGGGAAUUGCUUUGGAUCUCUGCCUGGUCUUUGAGAGUUCAAGUUUAUCUUGAGGGCCGUGUUUCUUUGAUUGUCUGUUCACUUUGCGUUUAUAUCAGAAUAUAUGCUGUCUCCUUUUAUGGGUCUUUUAGAAUUCAUAGAGUAUCUCGAUUCCUGCUUCAGAAAGUGAAGAAACUUUAUUACUAGUCUUGAGGGUUUUCUUUCUUCGUUUAUCCCACUAUUUUUAGACGUUAUCCAUUUCGAUUAGAUGUAUGAAUUAUCAUUUUGCUGAAAAAUUAAGGGCAGUAUUUUUGUUGUUAUUUUCUAGAUUGAGUUGAAUUCUCUUGUAUUUACAUGAUAUCCAUAUUUUAGGGACAUCAAAGAAUAACAGCAAUGGUGGAGGUCUUUCUGCGAUGAGCAGCAGUGCUGGGCUUAGCCGGUUUUCUGCUGCAGCAAGUGAUGAUACGUGUGUGUCCGGGGAGAUAUUGCCAACAUCAAAUUUGAAGGUUUAUACUUUCUCUGAUUUGAGGAAUGCCACAAAGAACUUCAAGUCUGACAUGAUUUUGGGGGUUGGAGGCUUUGGAACUGUAUUUAAGGGUUGGGUGGAUUCGAAGACACUUUUACCAUCCAAAGUUGGUACCGGAAUAAUGGUUGCUAUUAAGAAAUUGAACCCUGAGAGCACACAAGGGUUUGAAGAAUGGCAGUCAGAAGUCAACUUUUUAGGAAGGCUUUCACAUCCAAACUUGGUUAAGCUCCUUGGAUACUGUUGGGAAGAUAAAGAGCUUUUACUGGUAUAUGAGUUUAUGCAGAGGGGAAGCCUGGAAAACCAUCUUUUUAGAAGAAGUGUUGCAGUUGAACCCUUAUCAUGGGACAUACGGCUCAAAAUAGCUAUAGGAGCUGCUUGGGGCCUUGCUUUUUUGCACACUUCAGAUAAGCAAGUCAUCUAUAGAGACUUUAAGGCCUCCAACAUCCUGCUUGAUGAGAAUUACAAUGCAAAAAUAUCAGACUUUGGCUUGGCAAAAUUAGGGCCUGCAGAGGGGAAUUCACACGUAACAACCCGAAUUAUGGGAACACAUGGUUAUGCGGCACCCGAAUAUGUUGCAACAGGUCAUCUCUACGUAAAGAGUGAUGUAUAUGGCUUUGGCGUGGUGCUGCUUGAGAUGUUGACUGGUUUACGUGCACUUGAUACCAAACGACCUAGUGGCCGGCAGAAUUUGGUUGAUUAUGCUAAACCCUUUCUCUGUCAGAAAAGGAAACUAAUAUCCAUUAUGGAUGUACGGAUGGAGGGAAAAUAUUCUUCGAAGGCGGCAUUACAUGCAGCUCAACUCACUUUGAGAUGCCUUGAAUCAGAACCCAAAAAGCGGCCUUCAAUGAAAGAAGUUGCAGAGACGUUGGAGCAAAUUGCAACUAUUAGAAAACCAAAAGAAUCCAAAAGUAAGUCCGUGCAUUCUUCAUCUCAUCACCAUCACCAUGGAGAUAGAGUAGGAUCUGGAAGAUAAAAUGAACAAGGCCAAGCUAAUAUGUUCGAAAACACAAUUUGUAAGUUCCCACGUUAUAAUUUGUUCAAUUUCGAUUUAUUAAAAUUA